GUCUUACCUACUCCGUGUUCAUUUAUGGUUCUCGUCGCGUUAUUUAGUGAACGAAAGGGGUUGCCAUAUUGUUAAUGUGUGAUUUAAUCUUUUUAGUAAUGUGGAGACUGUUACGUGAAGUGCUGUAGUCCAAAGGGGAACGUGAUAGUGCGACCUUCCUUGCGUGUUGUUUUGCGAAAGGAUUGGCCACAAUGAUCACAAGAAAGCAUUUAUUCGUCUUGUCUCUCUCUGUGGGAUUUAUUUAUGUUAUUACGAAUAACUUUGUGGCCGCACCAAGAGUGGAAGAUUUCACGGCAAGAAUUAGACCAGUCAUCCCAUUAAAGAAAACGAGGUUAGAUUUUGAGAAAAUGGGAAAUUUGACGGGUAACACACCUGUAGAGGAGGCCGCCUCGGGAGCCCUGAGCAGCGCCUAUCCUUCCCACCAUGAAACCGAAAUUAAGUAUUACGAAGCAACGAAGAAAGUGAUGCAUUUGCUCCAAAACAAAGCUUUCGAAAGUUCAAAAAAUUAUCUUAAUAAUAUGAUAAAGCUUGCGAACGGACAGGGAAUGCUCUCAAAUAAUACUAGUCAUAAAGAAUCUAUUGUUAAAAUCGAAAAUAAAAAUCCAGCGACCAGAAGCGGUUAUAAAAUUACGAAGAAUAUAAAGAACACGUCCUCCCCGAGUGCAGCCUUCCAGAAUAGUCGAAGAAAUGACACGGCAGAAAUGGAAGCACUGCUCGAGAGUAAGAGCCUCCCCGCGCCGCGCAGCCUGGACCGGCCGCUGCUGGCCGUGGCGGACGCAGACCGCAUCCGCUACAACUCCACCUGGCAUGGCUACACGAAGCCCAUUAUCGUGUUCAAGCCACUGGGUAGGCUGGGCAAUGUCAUGGGCGUCUAUGCGUCAGUGUGGGCCGUGGCAAGGGCUUAUGACGCGAACGUGUUUAUGGAAUCCGAAGUCGAGGAGAUCCUGCGACCCGUUUUCCCUCGCCUCUCGAUGUCCACACUCCCAGUGAAGUUCGUGGGCGGGUCGUGGGUGUACUUAGUCCGCGGAGGACCUGACCUCACCGACUACAGGCCCCUUCAGGAGGCAGCUGCGGGGCUUCGAGGGGACAGGACGUUCAUGGUGGAUGAAUAUCCGUUUGAGAUGCAGAUUUUCAACGCUUAUAGAGAGGAUAUUUUGAAGGAAUUCACGUUCAGCCUUUCGCUUCAGAGUCAGGCUCAGCAGUUCCUCCGCAGUGUUACCAACAGCAGUAGGAAUUUUGUCGGUGUUCAUGUUCGACGCACUGACUACCCUGCUUUUCUGAAGGUGAGUUGA
Messenger RNA from Penaeus indicus, 1292 nucleotides. Its product is annotated as galactoside alpha-(1,2)-fucosyltransferase 1-like. The transcript is spliced from 7 exons. Gene Ontology annotation, molecular function: galactoside 2-alpha-L-fucosyltransferase activity. Gene Ontology annotation, cellular component: membrane. The coding region runs from base 192 to 1292 and encodes 366 amino acids. Gene Ontology annotation, biological process: carbohydrate metabolic process. The record is from RefSeq and is a predicted model, not a curated record. Lineage: Eukaryota; Metazoa; Arthropoda; Malacostraca; Decapoda; Penaeidae.